Messenger RNA from Callithrix jacchus (white-tufted-ear marmoset), 726 nucleotides. It is a transcript of the gene APOC2, whose product is annotated as apolipoprotein C2. The record is from RefSeq and is a predicted model, not a curated record. Gene Ontology annotation, molecular function: phospholipase activator activity; phospholipase binding. Gene Ontology annotation, cellular component: chylomicron. Lineage: Eukaryota; Metazoa; Chordata; Mammalia; Primates; Cebidae. Gene Ontology annotation, biological process: positive regulation of lipoprotein lipase activity; positive regulation of phospholipase activity; positive regulation of phospholipid catabolic process.
UGGGGGUGGUGGCUGUGGAGCGGAGGUGGGUCUCAACAGCUAUAAAGCCUCUCUGUGCCCGUUCAGAGCCGGUGAGGACAGCCUGCCAGAAUCUGGAGUAGAAUCACGGAAUGUUGGAAAGUGAGGCCCAAGAAGGGGGCCGAGUCCAAGUCCAGGCGUGAGGAAGCUGCCCGGACAUGGAGCGAACGAGGAGCAGGAUUCAGUGCCCCCGCCAGGCUGCCUCCAGUUGGCCUGCCGUAUGACGCCCCCCCCAUGUGGCAGGUCUCCUGACACCAUGGGCACUCGAUUCCUCCUGGCUCUGUUUCUCGUCCUCCUGGUACUGGGAUUCGAGGUCCAGGGGGCCUAUCUGCCCCAGCAGGAAGAGUCGGCCAGCCCGGCCUUGCUUACCCAGAUGCAGGAAUCACUCUCCAGUUACUGGGACUCAGCAAAGGCAGCUGCCUCCAGCCUGUACCAGAAGACAUACCUGCACACUGUAGACGAGAAACUCAGGGACAUGUACAGCAAAAGCACAGCAGCUGUGAGCACUUAUGCAGGCAUUCUCACUGACCAGCUUCUUUCUAUGCUGAAGGGAGAGGAGUGACGGCUAUAUUCCCAGUCUGUGGGUGAGGGGAGAGUCCCCGCUCCCCUGGACCCCCAGGUUCAGACCGAGGCCCCAUUCCCAGCAGCUCUUGCGUCACGCUCCCGCCUCUAGCCUGAAUUCUUCUCAAUAAAAAACAAUUCAAGUUC